Verruconis gallopava is the source of this 2354-nucleotide messenger RNA. RefSeq lists its product as uncharacterized. Gene Ontology annotation, cellular component: endosome; lytic vacuole. The record is from RefSeq and is a predicted model, not a curated record. The coding region runs from base 217 to 2310 and encodes 697 amino acids. Gene Ontology annotation, biological process: SNARE complex assembly. Lineage: Eukaryota; Fungi; Ascomycota; Dothideomycetes; Venturiales; Sympoventuriaceae. Gene Ontology annotation, molecular function: SNARE binding. The transcript is spliced from 2 exons.
CUCCGAUGCACAACCACGUAUUCUUCGCUUCCUGCGAUUGCCUACGAAACCGGUGUCGCCGAGAAAAAACGACUUCGUAGCACUAUAAGGACAUGAGAAAGCAUCGCUGCAUUAUGUAUAACCUUUUGCCUAUCCCAACUGCGCACCGAGAACAAACCACGCGGUCCAGUGUCACGGCAUAACCUCCGCUUGACGAAACAGGCUGGAGUAAGGAAGAUGACGACUAGACACCAGCAACAAGAUUCCAAGGACCAGCCUGCAGAUGCGGCGGAUGCGUAUGCCCAGCGUGGGAGACCAUGGCUAUAUCCCUACAAUCGCCGUCUCCGACAUCUUCAUGGUAUCAGCAUCCGCAACCUAGCCCUCUCGCUCGCGCAGACGAGACCGAGAGGGAACACCACGGUCGACGACGCCGCUCUGCCUACUUCAUUGCGCUCGCCCGCGAAAGCUCUCGCCCAGCAGGAGCAAAAGACUCUCGAGCACUCGCGCUCCAUUACCGAUCUCAAAGCCUUAGCGGAGUCAGAGGAUAGCGGUGACGGCGACACUUUGAACAUGGGUAGCUCCAAGAAACCAGUGUCCACGAGUGAGGGCGUUCAAAGGAACGACGCCUCGCCCAGCAAACGGCCGCCAACCUUGCGGCGGCUACGACGCCGGAGCACGAUUGACUGGCAGAACUCGAGUUCGCUGUACAGGCAGAAGAAGCUCGAGGACGCAAUCGGAGCCAACAUGGCGGACGUCUUCUUUUCGCUGCACGUGCCCGACCAUCACCGCCAUGAUGGAGGGGUGAAGCCCGAGGACGAGCCCGUAUACAUUAGCGAGGUCGUCCCCCGCACCAUGAAUCCGGACUUUCGUUUUUUCGACCUUAACGAGGCGGCCGGGCCUGCCGUGUCGCGAGGAGAGGAUCUCGUCGUGAAAGUGUGGGCCAGAAACACGGGAGGAGGGGGAGCAGGAGGGGGGGACUAUCAAUUCCUCCUCGAGAUGCAUGUCAACCUGCGGUCGCUGCAGUUCAUCGGGAAGAGCAUUGAAGGCUUCACGCAGCCGCUGCCGCAGAAUUGCGUGCUGUUCCACAUGAAAGACGGCGUGUACACGUCGUUCCUGGAUAACUUCACAGGAGGGCCAUCCUCGUCGAUGGUGGCGCCGCCCCCGCGCACGCUGUCCAUGACGCAGGUGCUUCCCAGCUCGUCGUACGACGCGUUGAUGAGGCUGGGCACGCUGGACGAGUGCAUCCAGGAUGCGCUGGCGACACGCGCCAGGCUCGAGAGGGAGAUCAACGCGAUCCUCGACAGGAGCACGGAAGCGACGCGCGAGAUGCACCAGGUCGGCGUUCGCAUGAACGCGCUGGAACAUACGAACGAAGCGGUUCACCUGGAGCGCAGGCGGCUCGCGGCCGCGAAGCGGCGAAGGGACGAGCUGCGGUCACGGCUUGCUCAGCGCAGAGACUCCAUACAGGCGGGCUACAGCGCCAUGCGGACGGACGGUGAGAAGGACCUGGCGUCGCUCGCGAAGGAGACGGCCGUGCGAACGGACGAACUGUCCGCUGUGGCCGAGGAAACGCUCGGCCAGCGGCGUCGCAUCUGCGAGGACCUGCAGCGCAUCUAUCCCAUCACGCCUCUGCCGCACAAGACGUUGCAUUUCGCCAUCGCCUCGCUGCCGCUGCCCAACUCACCGUUCGCGGACACGUCGGUCGCCGAAGCCGAGGCGACCGCCGCCGCGCUGGGCCACGUGGCGCUGCUGGUGGACCACCUGCAAUACUACCUGUCGACGCCCCUGCCGUACCCGGUCACGGUGCGGGGAUCCACGUCCACGAUCUUGGACCCCAUCUCCGAGGUGGCCGGCGGCGCAGGCAAGGACUCGCGCGUGUACCCUCUGUUUGGCGGCCGCGGGCCCCGCUUCCGCUUCGAGUUCGGCGUCUUCCUGCUGAACAAGAACGUCGAGCGCCUGUCCGAGCGGCUGGGCCUGCGCGUCCUGGACCUGCGCCAGACGCUGCCCAACCUCAAGUACCUGCUGUACGUCGCGACGGCGGGAAGCGGCGAGGUGCCGGAGCGCAAGAAGGGCGGCAUCCGCGGCUUUCUCAGGACCGUGCCCGGCGCGGACGCCAUCGCCCGACGCGACAGCCUCGACAGCCAGACGAGCGACAGACUGGCGGGCCUGAUGCCUCCCCCGCCGAGACCUACGGCUUCCACCGCUCUCACAGCAGCGCCGGCAGCCGCCCCCGGAAACGCGAGCCCGAACACAAACGGAAGGUCAGUCGUCGGCAACGGCAAGCUCAAAGCGGCACCACGCGGGCAAGAUCCCUGCCAGGAGACGAAGUGAAAACCCACCUGCCCUCCCUUUUUAAGAACCAAAAAAAAAAAAAA